Molecule: messenger RNA, 4101 nt
Organism: Acanthoscelides obtectus
Lineage: Eukaryota; Metazoa; Arthropoda; Insecta; Coleoptera; Chrysomelidae
Source: the annotation of a GenBank genome assembly
UAUACUAUCAGUACCUGCUAUCAGUGGCUAUCGCUAGCUCUUAGUUUAAAUCGUUCGUCGAAAUAUGUCGUGAUCGGCAUACCUAUGCCCGAUGUGAUGUCGGUUUCCUCUCUUACCAUCUCCAUUUUGGCGACCAUCUUCAGCGCAUCAGUAGUGCCCUGCAUGGAGUUCAACAACAGCGUCCUGAUGCAGAAGCCCUGGAAGACUAGCGGCUGCCAGCAGAUGCCAAGGCAGUGCAUGAAUGCCACUCAAGAAAAUGAUUGUUAUUUGUGCGGAGAUGACGGACAGUGCACUGUCAGAGUAGCUGUCAUUAUACCGGAGUCCGAUGAGUAUAUUGUCAAUCAAAAAAGGGCAAGCGUUAUUUUGAAAGAGGCAGAAGAAGCAAGUAGAUCUGAAAAAAUCCUAUCUGAAAGCAUAACGUUCAUCUAUAAUUACUACGAUGAUGGUUGUAACCAGGAGAAAACAUCUGGUAGCGUUAUACGCGCCAUACAAAAUAACAGCUGUAUCCAUGUCAUUUUUGGAACUAUGUGCGACUAUGCGUUAGCAACAUUGGGAAGAUCAGCCAAAUACGUCAUGGCACCCCUGAUUACACCAGGCGGAUUUAGCCACGAUUUUACGUCAAAUAAAACAGAUUAUACACAUGAGAUGUACUCAGUAAUAAAUUCUGGACAAGCAGAUAUGAGGUCCUAUGCAGAGUUCUUGCAUAUGAUCUUUAAUGGUUAUAAACUGAAAAAAGUAGUACUUAUGUACGAAAAGCAAGCCCAAAUGGAAGUAGCAGGCGAAGAUGCAUGUUAUUUAUUUAUGAGAAACCUGAUGACCGAAUUGCAAAAUUUGAAUUUGGAUUAUGUAGACGGAGACGUUGGGGUCUUAGGAGGUGAUUACACGAACUUCUUCAAGACUAAGGUUGGAGUUGAUUAUGGAAUCAUUUUAAUGUGUGCCAGCUGUCUAAACGUCAGAAAGAUGAUUAUAGAAGCCACAAAGUUGAAUAUGAUGGAUAGAGGGGAAUACACAUUUUUUAGUGUUGAAUUAUACAACUGUGCACCUAUGCCAUCUAGACCAUGGUACGUUGAAAGCGAUAGAGAAAAUAAUAUUUUAGCAAGAAAAGGGUAUGAACAUGUAUACACUAUCUUGCCUUAUCCAGAAACCAAGUUUGACGAUGUUUCUAAUCAGACCACAAGAGGGUCUCUAUACUUAGAAGGACUAUACGAUGGGAUGCUUAUGUAUAUUCAAGCUUUGACUAAUGCUUUAGAAAAAGACCAAGCUGGAAACUACAAGAGACAGAUGAUAGCAGGUUGUGAGAUGGUGUAUGCGAUGACAGGAAAAAAGUUCAAAGGUAAACGUGACGAUAUACUGAUGAACUGCAAUGCCCAAAGGACCGGGUGUACUUACGCCAUGUUACACGUCAACUCGAAUGGUGAAUAUGAGAUUGUCGCACUUUACAAUACGCUCAACAAGACAAUCACUUAUUGGAAUGUGACCUGGCCUAGUGGAGAUCCUAGGGACACGCCCAAAUGCGGAUACGACUUAUCGAAGUGUCCCACGUACGAUGUUGUGAAGAUACUUGCCAUGUGUCUAAUAUCAGUUAUAAUUAUUGGGCUCACAAUAGUGUUGUUGAUACUAUAUAGACAAAUAAAGUUGAAAGCCGAGAUCGAAGCAAAAGCAUGGAAAGUUCAUUACGACGAGAUCACUUUUGUGUCAACCAGAAGACGGGCUAGUUCGGCAUCAGUAAAGACAGAAAUGGAUGGUGACAGUAUUAUUGGUGGAACCCAGUUAUAUGCGACUGUUGGCUUCUACAAGUCUAUCAGGGUGGCGGUGAAAGAACUACCAGACGUGGACAAGAUUGAAUUCUCGCAUGAGCAGUUGGUAGAACUCAAGAUCAUGAAAGAUUUGUCACACGACAACUUAGUAAAAUUUUAUGGCUUAUGUCUAGAUAGUCCUAACAAUGCAUGCAUUCUGGCAGAAUAUUGUCCAAAAGGUAGCCUACAAGAUGUCCUAGAGAAAGAGCAAGUACCACUGGAUUGGAGCUUUGAUAUGCUCUUGAUAAUGGACUUGUUAAAAGGAAUGCUCUAUUUACAUCGAAGCCCAAUAAAAUCACACGGUGCAUUGAAAUCAACAAAUUGUUUGGUGGACAGCAGAUUUGUACUGAAAAUUGCAGAUUUUGGUCUCCAUUUUUUGCGAGUUGGGGGCUUGGAUGAACACUCGCAUGCUUUUUGGGAACGUAAGCAUUUUUAACAUUGAUAACAGUUUUCCAUUAUUCUUAUUGGAACCGCCAGGACCGAUACAUUCUUUUAUAGAUCCUCUUUAGGGUAGUAAGAGAGAUAGAGCUAGCGCGCGAUCUGCGCAUGCGUGCUUCGGACUCACUCUUUGUUGGUUCAGGUACUCGGCACAGCACAACAAAAGCAGAUACUUUUUCAAGGCAGUGAUUCUCACCUUGUUCAUUGCGAAUGUUGGCAUUAAUCCUGAGCUGGGCCUCGACCGUCCACAAGAUGCAAGGUUGUACAACUUAUUUUACAACUACCUUGAAAUGGAGAGAAAAGUCGCAGCCUACAAUUGUGAUUAGUAUUGAGAAAAAUGCAUUUUCAGGUCAACUUUGGACUGCCCCAGAACUUUUGCGACUGGAUCACAAACCUCCACAAGGAACCCAGAAAGGUGAUGUUUAUUCGUUUGGCAUAAUAAUGCAUGAAAUUAUAGUAAGAGAAGGAGUAUUCUACCUAGAUGAUCACAUGGAUGCUAGAGUCAAAUGCGAACAAGUGAAGAAAGGUCCGGAUGAUAACCGACGCGUUCUUCGUCCAUUCAUACCAACUAGUAAGGCGUAUGACCCAGAUGAUAAAACCGAAGUUUUACAACUGAUGAAAAAAUGUUGGUCAGAAGAUCCUGAUCUACGUCCUGAUUUCGCAGCGAUCAAAAACCAGCUAAAUAAAAAAUAUGGGGGAUGUUUGAUGGACAACCUUCUAGAUCGGAUGGAACAAUACGCCAACACCUUAGAAAAAAAGGUAGACGAGCGUACUCAGGCUUACUUAGAAGAAAAAAGAAAGUGCGAAGAUUUGUUAUAUCAGCUGCUACCGAAGAGUGUCGCUCAACAACUGAUAAAAGGUGAAUCAGUGAGCGCUGAAUCGUUCGAUUCAGUCACGAUAUAUUUCAGCGAUAUCGUCGGAUUCACGGCACUUUCUGCUGAAAGCACCCCGCUGCAAGUUGUCAACUUGCUCAACGAUCUCUACACGACUUUCGACAAGAUUAUCGAACAAUACGAUGUUUAUAAGGUAGAAACAAUCGGAGAUGCCUACAUGGUAGCAUCAGGUCUUCCUAAACGAAACGGAUAUCACCAUGCAGCAGAAAUCGCUCGAAUGGCACUGGCACUUUUAGAAGAAGUCAAAGAAUUCCAUAUUCCUCAUAGACCCAACGAACCUUUGCAGCUGAGAAUCGGUAUACAUACAGGGCCAGUGGUAGCGGGAGUUGUUGGUCUCAAAAUGCCUCGGUAUUGCCUUUUUGGGGAUACCGUAAAUACCGCUUCUCGAAUGGAGUCUAAUGGCCUUCCCCUGAAAAUCCAUGUUAGUCCUGCCACAAAAACCGUCUUAGAAACUUUUGGUUCAUUUGAUCUUGAGUACCGUGGUGAGGUAGAAAUGAAAGGUAAGGGAAAGAUGCAGACAUACUGGCUGAUAAAAGAAAACGGUGUGGAGCGGCGAAUGGAGGUUUACAAACGUAUCAACGAACUGAAAGCCUUGUAUAGAAUACCUUCCAGGAUAAGAACACGAAGUCGAGGGUCUAGAGACAGGGUGGUCAUCGAUCUGUCAACGAGUGACAUCAGCGAUUGUGAAGAAAGUGCUGCCAUUCCAUUAUUGCAUGUUACAUCUUGACGAUGUCCUCAGUGAUAUUGGACAAAUAAUCAAAUUAAUCGAACAUCAUCGUAUCGAUCUCUAUGAUUGUAUAACACAGUUUAUGGUUACUAUAUGUUUGCAAUAAGAGCUUAUGAAAAAUGAUGUCACUAGAUGUUUUUUUAUUCGAUUUACUAUUCUUCAUUUUUACUGUAACAGCUAAUGGUGAUUUUUCUAAUAUAAAUAAACUAACACUACAGGCCUAGUAGUCCCAUGGCUUGAUUAAAAA